Messenger RNA from Carya illinoinensis, 1094 nucleotides. RefSeq names its product abscisic acid receptor PYL4-like. The transcript has a single exon. NCBI's taxonomy places the organism in Eukaryota, Viridiplantae, Streptophyta, Magnoliopsida, Fagales, Juglandaceae. Gene Ontology annotation, molecular function: signaling receptor activity; protein phosphatase inhibitor activity; abscisic acid binding. Bases 157 to 768 code for a protein of 203 amino acids. Gene Ontology annotation, biological process: abscisic acid-activated signaling pathway. The record is from RefSeq and is a predicted model, not a curated record. Gene Ontology annotation, cellular component: cytoplasm; nucleus.
AUACAAGUGGACAACAAAAAAACAAUAACCCAAUCUCUCUCUCUCUCUCUCUACAAAUAUAUAUGCUGUCCAUCACGUAUUUGAAGCAGCAGUACUAAGUUUCCUAAGAAAUUAAACCAAUAAAUGAGAAGCUGCUAGCAGAGAAAGAAAGAAAAUAUGCCUUCCUCACUACAAUUUCACAGAACCAUUCCCACCACAACCACAACCCUCAUUCCCCACAAACAAUCCCAAACCUACGCACUCCCUCACAACCGAUUCCACUCAGUACCCGACUCCGUAGCUAGCCACCACACCCACAUGUUGGGUCCCAACCAGUGUUGCUCCGCCGUUGUCCAGAACAUUGACGCGCCCGUCUCCACCGUCUGGUCCCUGGUCCGACGAUUCGACGAACCGCAGGCCUACAAGCACUUCCUCAAGAGCUGUCACGUCAUCGAUGGCGAUGGCGACGUGGGCAGCCUCCGCGAGGUCCAAGUCGUGUCAGGCCUGCCCGCCGCCUUCAGCACCGAGCGCCUAGAGAUCCUCGACGACGAGCGCCACGUCCUCAGCUUCAGCGUCGUCGGUGGGGACCAUCGCCUCCACAAUUACCGGUCCGUUACCACCCUUCACGCGGCAUCUUCCGCCGGAAAUGGUACGGUCGUGAUUGAGUCCUACGUGGUUGAUGUGCCGCCUGGUAAUACCAAGGAUGAGACGUGUGUGUUUGUGGAUACGAUAGUACGUUGCAAUUUACAAUCUUUGGCGCAGAUCGCUGAGAAUAUGGCUAGAAACUAACAAAUAUAUGAUGCUCAUGAUUUUUUUCUUUUUUGGUCUCUGAUAUUGGUCGGAUCGAUCGUGUAUCAUGGAUCAUCAUCAUUGAGACGCACAUGGAAUAUUCGUAGUUAGGUUAUUCUGAAGACUUUCUCAGGUGGCAAUGGUUGGAGUUGAUCAUAUAUAUAAAAUACGCAUCUUACUCCUGCGUAUAUAUUUUAGAUUGUUUCCCUUUAUCAUCGAUUCUUUGGUAGAUUAAUAGCGUUUUUUUUUUUGUUUUUUUGUUCCAUCUGAGCAUGUAAUUUGGAAGAUGUGUUUUAUAUAUAUAGUCAUCGUGAACUCUCCCUCUA